GCGCCCUUACUGCAGACGAGAUACGGCCUGGCCAUGAUACUACGGUGUUCUGAUGGGCGUCAUCCUUCGAUAUGGAAUUCACGUUCCCAGCGAUGUUAAUAACGUGACCUUAAGUUGCCAAGUGCAGACCAGUCCAGCUACUUUGUUAGUAAAUGUUAGUGGGAAAUAUUAUGAGUAUACCCUGAAGGGGGAAAUCAGCCCUCAUGAACUUAAUAACGUUCAAGAUAAUGAAAUGCUGAGAAAGGUGACUUUUGAUCCUGAAGUGUUUUUCAAUAUCUUACUCCCUCCAAUUAUAUUUUAUGCAGGAUACAGCUUAAAAAGGAGGCAUUUCUUCAGAAACUUGGGGUCCAUCCUAGCGUAUGCUUUUCUUGGAACGGCUAUCUCCUGUUUUGUGAUAGGGUCAAUCAUGUACGGCUGCGUAGCACUGAUGAAAGUAACCGGGCAACUUGGAGGAGAUUUUUACUUUACAGACUGUCUGUUGUUUGGUGCAAUAGUAUCAGCUACUGACCCAGUGACUGUUCUUGCCAUAUUCCAUGAGCUUCAGGUUGAUGUUGAGCUGUAUGCCCUUCUCUUUGGUGAAAGCGUCCUCAAUGAUGCCGUUGCCAUAGUGCUGUCUUCUUCAAUCGUAGCAUACCAGCCUGCGGGGGACAACAGCCACACGUUUGAUGUCACAGCAAUGUUUAAGUCCAUUGGCAUCUUCCUUGGGAUAUUCAGUGGCUCUUUUGCAAUGGGAGCUGCUACUGGAGUAGUGACUGCUUUAGUCACCAAGUUCACCAAACUUCGUGAGUUCCCCUUGCUGGAAACUGGUUUGUUUUUCUUGAUGUCUUGGAGCACGUUCUUGCUGGCUGAAGCAUGUGGUUUUACAGGUGUGGUAGCAGUAUUGUUCUGUGGAAUUACCCAGGCCCAUUAUACCUAUAAUAACUUGUCUACAGAGUCUCAGCAUAGAACUAAACAGCUGUUUGAGCUUCUGAAUUUCUUGGCAGAAAAUUUCAUCUUCUCCUACAUGGGACUCACAUUGUUCACUUUCCAGAAUCACAACUUCAACCCUACUUUUAUAGUGGGAGCCUUUCUUGCCAUUUUCCUGGGAAGAGCUGCUAAUAUUUAUCCCCUGUCCUUUUUACUUAAUUUGGGGAGAAGAAACAAGAUUGGAACAAAUCUCCAGCACAUGAUGAUGUUUGCCGGAUUGCGAGGCGCCAUGGCUUUUGCCUUGGCCAUUCGAGACACUGCCACCUAUGCUAGACAGAUGAUGUUCAGCACAACACUCCUCAUUGUGUUUUUCACCGUCUGGGUUUUUGGCGGUGGCACUACAGCCAUGUUAUCUUGCUUGCAUAUCAGGGUCGGUGUGGAUUCGGAUCAAGAACACUUGGGUGUCCCGGAAAGUGAAAGGAGGAGUACAAAAGCGGAAAGUGCCUGGCUGUUCAGGCUGUGGUACAACUUUGAUCACAACUAUCUGAAGCCUCUGUUGACGCACAGUGGCCCUCCUCUCACAACGACACUGCCUAGUUGCUGCGGACCUGUUGCCAGAUGCCUGACGAGUCCCCAGGCUUAUGAAAAUCAAGAGCAGCUGAAGGAUGAUGAUUCCGACCUUAUUUUGAAUGAUGGAGACAUCAGUUUGACAUAUGGGGAUUCUGCUGUGAACGCAGAUUCUGUCACAUCCAGUGGCACGUCGAGGAAGAUUGUAGGAAACAGUUCUGAAGAUGCGUUGGAUCGGGAGCUGGCAUUUGGGGACCAUGAACUUGUAAUACGGGGGACACGCCUGGUCCUUCCCAUGGAUGAUUCCGAGCCUCCGUCAAGUUUGGUAGAUAGUGCAAGACAUGGCCCAGCGUAAGAUUUACGUUGCUCGAUUUAAUUGACAAUAAUAGCUGCAUAUGUGAUCACGAAGAAAUAUGUACUACCUAAAAUCUAAUGCAUGUCUCAGAAUGUCUCAGCUGUAUAAAUAUUAUUUAUAUGGUGUCAGAAGAAUAUAAAUAUUCUCUACAAGAUGGCUUGUGAAGAGCAAGCUGCAGUUUCUUAAGUUGAAAACCAUGCUGACUGCACUGUGUAGAAAGAAACUAGUUUUUAGCAUAAUAAUCCUUUGCACAUGGUGGACUUCUUUUCAAGUGGUGUGAUGUAUGGCCUUAGGUCCCAGCUAGGUAGGGAAAGUGGCUGAUUUCUCAGUUGUUAGGGCUCAGAAUUCAGCUUGACAGAGACCAGAAUGACAAAUGAAAUGUUGCCUUAGCUUUGCCCUACCUAGAGUCGUUAGGGAGGUGUCAGCUAAAGAUGUAAAUUGCUUAUUAGUCACAUGAUGACUGUUUUGGUCUCUCAUAUAUCUGAUUGUCAAAUACUCACAUUAUAAUAUUGGCAACAUCUCUGCUCAGAGAUUGGCCUGAUGGUCUAGUAGCCAGUCAUACUCUGCACUUCUGUAUUUGAGUCUGAGCCGGGGUCCCCAUUUAUCCAGGCCAGGAGGAGCUGUAAGGCGGCAUUGACUCAGAAUGCUUUGCUCCUGGGAAGGAAAGGGAGCAUUUUGCUCUGAAGUGACUCAAGCCAUUGUUUAGAUAAUGGGGCAUCAGCAGAAGCCACUCCCAGCCUUCCUCUGGUCCAGGGUAGGUCACAAUGAUGUAUGACUUUUCAGAUUGGGGCCCAGAGCGUCACAGUUUGUGUUUCGCAGUAGUAUUUGAGGGAAAGAAUUGAUCACACACAAGCUGCAUCAGGCUUAUUGCACAGGCUUUGUAGUUGGUGAGUUUGCAUUUCAGCUGUGUCUUAAAGAGCUUUUCUAAAGACAACAGACACAUUUUUAACAGGUGAUUGAGUUCUGAAUUUUGGGAAGGGGCCAUGUCUCAUGCGACUGAAGCUCUUUUACUGAUGAGUCAUUGAGGAAACUAAAGAAACGUACAAGUCUACUGCUGUUCCAUGCUGUACCACAGAGUCGCACCUGUCCAGACUGGAAGUGUGAAGGUUGUAGAUUGAAACUGUACAUGCAGAUUUCUUAAGACGUAUUUAGAAAAUGAGGUGGUACUGAAACAGAGUUGUCCGUCCUCCUGUCUGGUUGAAAUUGUUGCACUUUGAUACACUGCAUGCUGAGGAGUUACUGUAAUCUCCUCCCUGAUUCAUUCUCAUGUCUCUUACUGUUUAUAAUAAAUGUUUGUGAGCUUC
Molecule: messenger RNA, 3132 nt
Organism: Chelonoidis abingdonii (Abingdon island giant tortoise)
Lineage: Eukaryota; Metazoa; Chordata; Testudines; Testudinidae
Gene: SLC9A6
Product: solute carrier family 9 member A6
Biological process (GO): sodium ion import across plasma membrane; potassium ion transmembrane transport; regulation of intracellular pH
Cellular component (GO): plasma membrane; recycling endosome
Molecular function (GO): potassium:proton antiporter activity; sodium:proton antiporter activity
Source: RefSeq, a predicted model, not a curated record